This is a messenger RNA of Myzus persicae (green peach aphid), 792 nucleotides long. Its product is annotated as protein ALP1-like. The record is from RefSeq and is a predicted model, not a curated record. The transcript has a single exon. NCBI's taxonomy places the organism in Eukaryota, Metazoa, Arthropoda, Insecta, Hemiptera, Aphididae. Bases 1 to 792 code for a protein of 263 amino acids.
AUGCCACAACCGACGGAAGAAAUGUGGAAAACUAUUGCCUCGAGAUACAAAGAAAUGUGGAAUUUUCCGAACUGCAUUGGUGCUAUUGACGGCAAGCACAUUAAUAUUCAGUGUCCGAUCAAUGCUGGAUCCACAUACUAUAAUUAUAAAGGCAGUCAUUCCAUUGUACUUCUAGCUUUAGUUGAUGCUGAUUAUAAAUUCAUUGCGAUUGACGUGGGAGCGUAUGGAAGAAACAGCGAUGGCGGUAUUUUGUCUAAUUCAAUAAUUGGAAAAAAACUACAAAGCAAGACGUUCAAUAUUCCAGAACCAGCCCCCAUAAUACAAAAUGGACAACCACAGCCAUAUGUCAUUGUUGGCGACGAAGCGUUUCCAUUGAAAACCUAUCUACUUCGUCCAUAUAGCAGAAGUUAUUUAGAGGACAACGAACCCAACAAAAUAUUUAACUACAGAUUGUCACGGGCCAGGCGUGUUGUGGAGAAUGCUUUUGGAAUCCUAGCUGCACGCUGGAGAUGUUUUCGAGGACCCUUAGAAAUUCAACCAGAAUUUGUUGAUAAAGUUGUACUCGCAUCAUGCUGCCUUCAUAACAUGUUGUGUGCAGAUAAUGCGUUUGAACCAGACACUGAAUCACUUCAACUUCCAGAAUCAGCUCUAUUAAAUGUAGAUUCAUUAAGAAGAAAUAGCACGCGCGAAGCAUUUCAAGUACGAGACUAUUUUAAAGAAUAUUUUAAUUCAAAUGUUGGCAGUUUAGUUUGGCAAAUUGAGAGUGUUCGUAAGGGAAAAAAACAAACAUAA